This is a messenger RNA of Leptosia nina, 216 nucleotides long. The record is from the annotation of a GenBank genome assembly. Lineage: Eukaryota; Metazoa; Arthropoda; Insecta; Lepidoptera; Pieridae.
AUGUCCCGAAUUUUCCAAUGGGAUAUGGGACAAAUACAUUUACAAGUCAAGAUCCUAUGCAUAAUCUGUAAAGGCUGGGAUCCCUCAUGUUGGAGCACCGUCUCAACGACACCACUAUCAACUGUCCCUUUCGUACCAACGGAGAUCAGCUCGCCUACACAAACCACUAAGACCACAGCCCCAGCUGUUACAGAGGCAACUGAAGCGCCGCCAUAA